Messenger RNA from Lynx canadensis (Canada lynx), 1454 nucleotides. It is a transcript of the gene SMPD2, whose product is annotated as sphingomyelin phosphodiesterase 2. The transcript is spliced from 9 exons. Gene Ontology annotation, cellular component: cytoplasm. The record is from RefSeq and is a predicted model, not a curated record. Gene Ontology annotation, molecular function: sphingomyelin phosphodiesterase activity. Bases 37 to 1437 code for a protein of 466 amino acids. Lineage: Eukaryota; Metazoa; Chordata; Mammalia; Carnivora; Felidae.
GAGGCAGCGCCGUCGCGUGCCCCCGGACCGCUCGCCAUGAAGCCCAACUUCUCUCUGCGACUGAGGAUCUUUAACCUCAAUUGUUGGGGCAUUCCCUACUUGAGCAAGCACCGGGGUGACCGCGUGAAGCGCCUGGGAGACUUUCUAAACAUGGAAAGCUUCGACCUAGCUCUCCUGGAAGAGGUGUGGAGUGAGCAGGACUUCCAGUACCUGAGACAGAAGCUGUUGCCUACCUACCCUGCCGCACACUACUUCAGGAGUGGCGUCAUUGGCAGUGGCCUCUGCGUCUUCUCCAAACAUCCAAUUCAGGAAUUCACCCAGCACGUCUACACCCUCAAUGGGUACCCCUACAUGAUCCAUCAUGGAGACUGGUUCUGUGGGAAGGCUGUGGGUCUGCUGGUGCUUCAUCUAAGUGGAUUGGUACUCAAUGCCUACGUGACCCAUCUCCAUGCCGAGUACAAUCGACAGAAGGACAUCUACCUAGCACAUCGUGUGGCCCAAGCUUGGGAACUGGCCCAGUUCAUCCAGUGUGUGAGCCUGGGCUUGACAGGGGAAGUGGGAUGGGGUCAGGGGUUGAGGGGUGGCCAGGGCCCCACUUCUAGGUGGGCACAGCUGGUCAGGAGAGAACUCCUGCCUCACCAACCUGGUUCCCCCAGCCACACAUCCAAGAAGGCCGAUGUGGUUCUAUUGUGUGGGGACCUUAACUUGCACCCGAAGGACCUGGGCUGCCGCCUGCUGAAGGAGUGGACAGGGCUGCAUGAUGCCUACCUUGAGACCCGGGACUUCAAGGGCUCUGAAGAAGGCUGUACGAUGGUACCUGAGAACUGCUACGUUAAUCAGAGGGAGUUACAGUCAUUUCCCUUUGGCAUCCGCAUUGACUAUGUGCUAUAUAAGGCAGUUUCUGGGUUCUACAUCUCCUGUAAGACUCUGAGAACCACUACUGGCCGUGAUCCUCACAGUGGCACCCCCCUCUCUGAUCAUGAGGCCCUGAUGGCUACUCUCUGUGUGAGACACAGCCCCCCCCAGCACACCCCCAGCCCUACUCAUGGACCAGCAGAAAGGUCACAGUUGAUCAGUGUGUUAAAGGAGGCCUGGGCAGAGCUGGACCUUGGCAUGGCUCAAGCUCGCUGGUGGGGCACCUUCGCCGGCUACGUGAUUGGUCUAGGGCUGCUCCUUCUGGCAUUGCUGUGUGCUCUGGCAGCCGGGGGAGGGGUCAGGGAGGUUGCCAUAAUGCUCUGGACUCCCAGUGUAGGACUGCUGUUGGGGGCAGGUGCAGUCUACCUCUUCCACGUGCAGGAGGCCAAGGGCUUAUCUAGGGCCCGGGCUGAGCUCCAGCAUAUGCUGGGAAGGGCAAGGGAGGCCCACGACCUGGACCCAGAGUCUCAGGCAGCCCUGUUCCUGGGACAGCAGGAGGGGGACAGAUCUGAGGAACAAUAAAGCUUGACACUUUUGUG